Penicillium odoratum is the source of this 705-nucleotide messenger RNA. RefSeq lists its product as uncharacterized. The transcript has a single exon. The record is from RefSeq and is a predicted model, not a curated record. Bases 1 to 705 code for a protein of 234 amino acids. Lineage: Eukaryota; Fungi; Ascomycota; Eurotiomycetes; Eurotiales; Aspergillaceae.
AUGAAGCUCACUGUUUUCGUGCUACUGGGUGCUUCGCUCGGGCUGGCAUUACCUGUCCAUGAGACUGUUUCUACGGUACAAACAGCCCUAGCCAAUUCACGGAAUGUCUUCCUAUCAACACAGCAGCUUGUUUUGGAUGCUUCAGACCCAGACGCCGACUCAACAGAAACAGAAACAGAACCACAAACACAAGCACCAACAAUCCAGCAAUACAUAAGUCACCGACGAGAAGAACUAGGCUUCCUCCGCUCCAACAAGAAGGAAUUUAAUCUACCAAACCUCAAACCCACUCCAUCAAACCCAGGACCCUUUUCCCAAUCUGAUUAUCACAAAAGCGCCUCUUCCUACGGCGUAUUCCUGGGCAAAUGGCUCCCUUUCGAAGAUCAAAACCACCAAUGCAAAUCCACAGAAGUACACACGGUGACCUAUCUCAAACCACUUGAUCUUCUCGAUAUCAUGGAAAAGUACGCCCCGAUCUGCCUUGCGCUGGUGAUUUUUGUCCUCGUUCCAAUCGCCUACUUUGUUCUCGAAUUGUUGGAGAUUGUGCUCAAAUACUUUGUUCGAGAACGGUUUCCACACCGCGGCCGAGAUCGCCUGCAACUGUUAGGUCCGGAGCGACAGCUUCGUACUGUUAGCAAUUGGGAGCGCGAGAAGGUGGUUCAGGGUGAGAAACGGUGGUGGCAGCCGAGGCGGUCGAGGAAUUGA